UUCACAUUCAUGUCCUCCGUCCACCGCCUGAAAUGAAGAUUCCUUAAAUUUUCCCCAAGAACAGAAGCGAUUGUUUAUUGAGGGGAAGAUGUCUCAGAAAACAACAGCCACGCCUUCAGCUCUCAUGGCCCUUCAUUCAGAUUCACAUAAGCAGAGCAUCUUGAGCAAACUGGACAGGCUCAGGAAGAGGGACCUUCUGUGCGAUGUUACUUUUGUUGUGGAAGACGUCCACUUCAAGGCGCACAAAGCCCUGCUGGCAGCAAGCAGCGAGUACUUCUCUGUCAUGUUCACAUCAGAAGAUCACGGUAGACAGUCUACAUAUGAACUGGGCGGUAUGGCUGCUAAGACGUUUUCUACAGUGCUGGAGUUCAUCUACAGUGCCCAGGUGUCUCUAGAGGAGAGCGCCACAGAGCAGCUCCUGGCCACGGCUCAUCUUAUGGAGGUCGGUGACCUUGUGAAAGUGCUCACUGAACUCACACGUUCUGCUGCAGGGGUGAAGGGUAAUGAGGUGAAGGCAGACAAAGCUGCAGAGCCUGAUCUGUCGAAACGCAAAAGAGGACGGCCAAAGAAAAAUGUGGAUCUGCCUGUUACAGAGCUGGAGGGGAGAAGUCCACCAUGUGAGAGCUCUGAGGAGAGCCACGCCGCAGAUGUGGACCGUGAUGAUGUAGAUGUUGACUCCUUAUCUAAAGACGAUGCAGUUUACGACCCAGGAGCACACCAGAGCCGACAGAGCAAACGCGAAAUCAGGCCUCCACUAAAAUACAAGAGUUACACAGUGGACACUGACACAGCAGUGAGCAAAGAGCUGGGGAAAAGAGGAAGGAAAAGGAAAUAUCCCAGCACAGAGGCCCGGUGUGAGGACUGCGGCAAAGUGUUUAAAAAUCACCUCUUUUUAAAAAUUCACCAAAGGACUCAUACAGGAGAGAAGCCUUUCCGGUGCCUGGUUUGUGGGAAGAGUUUUACCCAGAAGCAUACUCUGCUGGUUCACCAGCGCAUGCACACUGGAGAGAAGCCGUUUGUCUGUACUGUCUGCUCCAAAGCUCUCUGCACCAAACACUCCCUACAAGAGCACAUGAACCUCCACAAAGAAGAGAAAUCCUUCGACUGUGAUAAAUGUGGAAAAACUUUCACUCAGAAGAGGCAACUUAAAAGUCAUUACAGGGUUCAUACAGGUAAAUCAUUGCCAGAGUGUGCUCUGUGUCAUCACAAGUUUAUGGACACGGCUCAGCUGAAAAAACACCUGAGAACUCAUACAGGCGAGAAGCCUUUCACAUGUGAGAUUUGUGGGAAGUGUUUCACAGCCAAGAGCACACUGCAGACUCACAUCAGAAUUCACAGAGGUGAGAAGCCAUACGACUGCAACAUCUGUGAUAAGUCGUUCACAGACCCCAGUGCAAGAAGACGGCACGUCGUCUCUCACUCGGGAAAGAAACCUUUCACUUGCCCCUUCUGCAGCCUCUCAUUUACCCGCCUGGACAAUCUGAAAACUCACACCAAAUCCCACAGCAAGGAGAGAGCAGCGUCAACGGAGGCCUUAUCUGAUGCAGCGGCGGCAGACACCUCAGCAGCGCCUCAGGAGGAGGUGCGUAACAUCCUGCAGCUCCAGCAGUACCAGCUGCCGUCCAGCUCUGAGCAGGAGAUACAGCUGGUGGUGACUGGGGACGUGAACAACAUUAACUUUGUGCCGGGUCAGGACCAGGAGAUCAGCAUCAUCACCACAGAGGGAGAGACGGCAGAAUCGGCCCACUCUAGACUCACCCUCCUCACCCAGCCAUCAGGACAUGUGCAGAACGUGGCUCUGGUCGCUGAGGGCGCCGUGGUGGACCACACCCCUCAGAUUCAGACCGUCAGUAUGCUGGAGGGACAGAUGACGCACCAGUCUGAGCAGAUGCACGUCAUCACUCUGAGUAAAGAGGCGAUGGAGCAGCUACAGUCCCACCACGGUCCUGCACAGCCCCUUCAGAUAGCACCGCGACCCGUCCAGCAGCUGCAGGUGAUGCAUCAGCCCAUCCAGCAGCUGGCUGUCACUCAGGUGGAGCAACACAGCCAGGCCAUUCACAUCAGCAGCCAGAGCAGCCAGCCCAUCUCUAUCAGCCAGACCAGUGAGCAGAUCUCCAGCCACCACAUCCAGGGACAAACGUUUCAGAUCCAGGCAGGAACCGUCUCAUACUUGUACACCACGGGGCUGCCGCAGGAGGGCUGAGUGUGGGCCGGAGGACUGGGGACAUAAAUCUGAUGCUGCUGAGGCCAAACUCAUAUAUGCUGCUACCGAACACAUCAGUAAUGGAGUAAUGGAUGAACAAAAUUACCAUUAUCAAGUAUUUUUAAAGGAACAGGUUUUACUGUACUUUACCGUAAAUUCACAAUCAUAUUUUUGUGAGGGGAAGAUAAUAUGCAGUAUUAUUUUUUUUAAGGCCAGGGUUAACAUUUGAGUUACAGAAAUCAGGAAAUUAUAUAUUGGCAAACAUUCAUUAUGUUUACAUCAGCGGUUUAAAAAGAAUAAGAAUGUAUUGAUCUAAAAACCUAUAAUAAGCUUUGUCAGUAAAAAAGUUUAUGCAAUUCAUAAGAACUGUCUGAAAAAAAAAACCAGUUGCCAGUGUCCUUAACUAUAAUAAUAUUUCUUACAGUUCUUUCACAAAUCUUUCAUUAAACUUAACUUGAACAAAAACAGUCAUGUGAGACAUGUAUGGUUAUUAACAGUAGAGUAGAUCUUGUAA
Molecule: messenger RNA, 2717 nt
Organism: Toxotes jaculatrix (banded archerfish)
Lineage: Eukaryota; Metazoa; Chordata; Actinopteri; Toxotidae
Gene: zbtb24
Product: zinc finger and BTB domain containing 24
Exons: 7
Coding region: 89-2203 (704 amino acids)
Biological process (GO): regulation of transcription by RNA polymerase II
Cellular component (GO): nucleus
Molecular function (GO): protein binding; RNA polymerase II cis-regulatory region sequence-specific DNA binding; DNA-binding transcription factor activity, RNA polymerase II-specific
Source: RefSeq, a predicted model, not a curated record